CCUAAACUCUUGCUCAAAAUGAUGAAGAUUCUUGUUGUCGGUGACAUGGGAACCGGCAAGACAUGUAUUAUAAACAGAUAUGUUCAUGAUAGAUUCAAUGAUAAGUCCAAACCAACCAUUGCUUGUGAGUAUGCAAUGAAGUUGUUCCAGCUCGAUGAUAUUACUCUCAGGAUUAACCUCUGGGACAUUGCUGGCCAAGACAGUGUGGGAGGUGUCAACAAAGUCUUCUGCAGACAAGCUGCUGGAGCCGUUAUUGUUUGAGACUGAACAGAUCAAUACUCAGUCGAGAACGCAGCAAAAUGGAAAGAUCAGUUAGAUGAUAUCUGAUGUGCUAAUGAUGAUCUUUCGAAAUUUCCAAUCAUUCUCAUGGCUAACAAGUAUGACUUAGUCAGGGAAUGCGAGGAAGAGAAGAAAGCAGAUGACCACAUGUACUUUGACACCUUCGCUUCGAAUAAUGGAUUUGUUGGCUGCAUGAGAACCUCAGCAAAGGAGAAUUAUAACAUUAAUGAGGCAUUUGAACUAUUGGUCCAAAAAGUAAUUGAGGCUAACACCACCAUCAACAAAGAUAAUGGAAAUCCAGAACUCAACCUCAACAAGAUUGGAAAGACGAGAAGGACAGAGGGGAUCCGGCUCACUGUAGAUACCAGCUCUAUUCUAUCCAAGCCUAACCAAAGCAUUGCGUCUAAUAAAAAGAAGAAAUGCUGAUAAUCAGUCAUAUUUUGCUAAAAAUUACCCGCAUGUAU
Molecule: messenger RNA, 743 nt
Organism: Moneuplotes crassus
Lineage: Eukaryota; Ciliophora; Spirotrichea; Euplotida; Euplotidae
Source: the annotation of a GenBank genome assembly